AUUUUACACUUGGUAAGUCAUAAAUUUAAUCGGCCGAUUAGGUUAAUCAAAGCUAGUGAGACCAGUCCUAAAUACCAGCCCCUUAAUUCUUCAGUGUUUGCUUUACGAGAAAUUGUCAUCUGUUAUUUCCAAAAUUUGAAUAUGGCGCGCUAGCGUUCAUCGCUUCGCGAACGAAGCAUGCGAUUCGCGAAUUGUCGGGCGCGUCCGCGGAUUGUAGCCGUUGAGUCGUUCGCGUAAUGAGCUGUGAAUUUUCGACUGUGCGCAGAUAUUCGGAAAUCAAAGCAAUUUUCCCUCAUCGUAAUUCUGUCAAGCCGUUAAUCUCAAAGUGUACGGUAUAACACUGUCGAGUAAACAUCUGGUAGAGGAACGGGACCGAAAUAAAUAGAUAUUCGUGGUUAGCUCCGUUGGCGGUUAGUAGUAGUAUCGUGAUUUCGAUUCUCUGCCAAUAUCCACUAAAAUAAAAUUCGGGACACGAGAAAGGCUGACGCGGCAUAAAUCGAAACGGACGAGUUAUAUUCGUGAAAAUCGGGGAGGGAAUCGUCCCUUUUAUGCGUUUGGGACGAGAGGUUCUAAAAGAUUCAAGAUAUUGUCCUAAAAGAUUCAAACAUGGCAACCUAAUCGGUAUAUUUUCGCGCGCGAAAUGAGUCAGCAGUUAUUGAGUGAAUCCGCAGUGUAUCGUAAAAGGAGAAAAAAAAAGGAUCGCCGGAGUUUUCGGACGCAGAUUUGAAAUCCAGACUUGGAUUGGACCCAUAGUCAAAAGGAACCGAUGGAUGUUUGGAUCACUGCGUAUCUUAAUAUCAAUAUGCUGGACUUCUGAUAAAGAUUCUGAUUAUUCCGCUGUCUCGAGCAUCUUUCACUUAUGGAUAUUGAAUCAAACUACUAAGGUUUACGCGACACAAUCGAUCAAAACAGGAUUGAUGGGGUUUUUGACUUUCCACACAAUGCGAGAUCCAUUCACAUCGCCCCAUGCUUAUGACUCCACAAGACGCCGAAAAUUGUCCACAGAGGUGUCGCAACAAACCUUCUCAAUUGAAGAAGCUACUGUGACCGCCUUUUCAUUCAGGAUAUGAAAACGCACCGUAGUAGUACCAACAUCGAGUGCAGCAACAUAUUUCAUGAUAACACUUUGCUCUUCUCUAAAUAAAUUAGAAAAUUCUACGUUGAUUUAUUUACGCAUUCACACACAUUCGCACUCAACCUGAUUGUGAUCUUGAACUGUUGGAUUGUGGCGCCUAGUACCGACUGGUAUCGAUCAACGUUCGCUAUGCAACUUUUACCUUAAGUGUUACAAGAAGAAGGAGAAGAAUACGCUACGUGCAAUAAGAAAAAAUUAAUUAUUUGACUAUUAAUCGACUUAAAUCGAGGCUUGCUUGUUUGCUUAUCGUGACUUGGCUGUUUCCACGCGUGGCCUGGUAGGAAGUUUUAUCGGCACUACAUGGCGCGUCAUACAAUAUGAUGCGAUGAACUCCCGGCUCGUACUCGCCGGCAGUGCAGAGCGAGUGGGGCACAUAACAGAUUAUCGGAACGAGUGUACCGCAUCGGGUUUGCUUCUUGCUCAUUAUGGCUGAAACACGCUGUUAGAAUGUCUUUAAAUUCAUUUACUUGCUAAUGUUCUCUUCCACGUGAAUCUAAUCAAUAAUCUGAUUACUGUAGAGGUAUUGUAGAGCCACAGGUAUUGCAGCCAUAGUAUUCGUUACAGUCACGAAGAAUGUAUCACUCAAAGAAAGCUAUUCUAUAAUUAAACGACAUUUAAAAAUAUUUCUUACAAACUUCAUUUUAUACAGUUUUUUCUAUAUUGAAAUAAUUAAUCUGAAAUUGGGAAAGUAUAACUGCACUUAAUAUCUAAAACUCGCUAUAUAUUUUGCACAAUCUUUAUUUUUAAUUUUAUUUGUAGUUUUAAAUAAUAAUAAAAUCUUUUUGUAGAAUUAAUUUUAAAUCUAAGAAUAAUUCUGAUUAUUUUAAACAUAUUUAAAAACGAAAUAAAAUAAUCUGGCUAGUGAGAUACGCUGCAAUUAAUAAGAUACACUAUUGGAAUUAACAAAUUAUAUUAAAAAUAAUACAGUAUUAGUGCAAACGUUUUAACUCACUUUGAAUGAUCAGCAGUGACAUUUAAAAACAAACGCUGAAAAUUUGUUUUGAAAUAGAAGAAAAAUUUGAAAGAAGAUAUGAGAACCAGUGACAUUUUAUGACAGUACUAAUAGCUAUUGCGUUUUCAUUUAAAAAUAUUAUCUACGCAGUAACGAGUUUAAUUUGUUAUUUGAUUACUUGAGCUUUAAUCAUCGCAUGUCUGUCAUUCGCACGAGAGAUGUAAAAUGAUACAUUAUGUCACAUGAAUGUUACCUAUAAUUGACGGAAUAAAUUCAGAAUACUUUUUGUGUGCACAAAAUUUAAGAAAUUUUGAAGAUUUUAUUCAUGAUUAUGUAAUAUCUUAUUUUUAAUUUUUGUUUGAUUGUUUGAUAAUUUUAAACAAGAUGCUUCUGAAUAACAUAAUAAAAUUUUAUCUAUAUUAUUUUUUUAUCACGAACUAUAUAUAUAUUAAGAUUAAUAUGCAAUAAGAUAAGGAAAGUAUUGGACUUGAUAUUUUGAAUGAUAAAAUAAUAAAAUAGGUAGUUAUUAUCAGCGGUUAAGUAUAUAAAAAUAGCCACUGCUAUGUUACAUAUAAAUGUGACAUUACCAAGCUUGUCUGAAAUUUUUAUGUCAAGUGAGUUUUUAAGUAAAAUAUUUAACGAAUUAAAUUUCCAUUGAAAAAUCUAAGAACACUUUUCUUGUACAAUGUUUAUAAACUUUUGAUUUUAUGAUUAGUACGAAUAAAAUAAAUGUAACCAAUUCCGAGAUCUUAAGAUAUAUUAUGCAAGAAAUAAUAUUUUCUGUCAUACAUAGAAAAAAAAGACCGAGGCUCGAUAGCACAAGAAGCAAGUUGACAAUACGUUUCAUUGACGUAUUUAUAACAAAUGAAACAAUGGAAAAGUUCUUACAAUUGUGUGUGUUAUUUUGAUUAAUAAUAAGUAAUUUGUUAUAAUAAAAUAAUUUAUACAAUCAAUGUAUAUAGAGAUUAGGAACGUUGUUUCUUUAAGACGUUGCUCAUGCGCAAGUGAGAAAAGUGUGAAUUCAAUUACACCUUAACUUUAACGAAACGCUCUAUAUUUAAUAUUUUUAUAUUAAAAAGCGAGCUAUGUACAUUUAAAAUAGUAUACAUUUAUUUUUCUGUCAAACAACAUUUUGCUAUUAUUAAUCAACAUAAAAUAAUUUUAAAAGUUAUAGUCUUUACAAGAAGUACGUAUCUGUGCAAUCCGUCUUUUUAUUUCUAUUAGGUUUUCAUUAAUUUAAUAUGGAGUUUGUUGUAUAGGUAUCUUACAUUGUAAUAUAUUAUAUAUUAAUUAAUUCUGCUAUUAAAACAAGUUUGCCACAUGCACACAUUUCGUAUAUUUUAGAAAAAAAGAAUUAUUCAAGAAAACUAUAUCAAACAGAAUUAUUCCAAACAUGAAAAUAUAGAAAAAGAUUUUAUCACAUUAAUAUAAUGAUAAUAAUUAAUUAUUUAAAAUUUAAAGAUUAUUUAAAAUUAAAAAAUUUUGAAUACCAAAAUUGUAAAAAUUGUACCAACGAGCCCCGCCUUCCAUAUAUUUUUACAGCAAUUUUGUUUGUAAAGAAACUUUCGUGACAAACUUUCUCAAUGUCUAGAUGCAAUAUUAUUAAAAUUAGGUAAAGUAAGAAAACAUUAACACGCACGCACGCGCACACGCGCGCACACACACACACACGCAUACGUGCGCGCGUGAUAAUUUUUGAUGAUAUAAACGAAACAGACUGAAAGAAAGGGAGAGAAAGGGAAAGGAAGAGAAAGAGGAA
This is a messenger RNA of Monomorium pharaonis (pharaoh ant), 3846 nucleotides long. RefSeq lists its product as uncharacterized. The record is from RefSeq and is a predicted model, not a curated record. Bases 771 to 1070 code for a protein of 99 amino acids. Lineage: Eukaryota; Metazoa; Arthropoda; Insecta; Hymenoptera; Formicidae. The transcript has 6 exons.